AGGACGAGGAACGGUGCAGCGACCUUUUUCUUUCUAUUGAAAAUACGCCUCAGUCUGUGUUAAUUUUUUUAGGCCUUAUGUUUAGAUUGUAGUAGCGACUUUAUUUUUGUAAUUAGUUAUAUCUAUUUCAAGUUUAAUGUAAAUAUGCAUAGGCCGGAUAGAUCUGCGUGGAUAUAUCUCGCCGUCGUGCUGGUGGAUUGUUACUUGGAAGCAGUUUUCGGUUUUCUCUCUUACUCCGUUUUCGAGGAAGUGGACCGUGGAAGCUUUGUUGGAAAUAUUGCCAAAGAUCUCAACAUUAAUAUACCGGAGCUGGAAUCCCGCAUGUUUCAGAUCGUUGCGGGAUCGAAGAGGAAAUAUUUUGAGGUAAACCUAAAGACUGGCGCUCUGUUCGUUAACGAGAGAAUCGAUCGGGAGGAACUCUGCGGCAAUGAAGAUAAAUGUUCACUUAAUGUCGAAGGAGUUAUUAAUAAUCCACUUAAACUCUACCGCUUUGAAAUUACAAUCCUGGACGUGAAUGAUAAUUCUCCGUCGUUUCCGAAUACGUUGCUAUCAAUGAAUGUCAGUGAAAACACGGCGACGGGGGCAAAAUUCCCAAUGAAUCCUGCUGAAGAUUUAGACGCUGGUAAAAACGCUGUUAAUACGUACAAGCUGAGUCAAAAUAACUAUUUUUCUCUGGUUACACAUAAAGGAGAAAGUGUCACUCCUGAAAUCGUGCUACAGAAAGCCUUAGAUAGAGAAAAACAAGCUGUGAUUCAGCUAAUAUUAAUUGCCUUUGACGGAGGAACACCAGCUAAGUCAGGCAGCGCGAUCAUAACAGUGAAUGUUUUGGACAACAAUGACAACGCGCCAGUAUUCACGCAAAAUCUGUACAAAGCUAGAGUGUACGAAAAUGCUGAGAUAGGCACGUCGAUCAUAACAUUGAAUGCAACUGAUUUGGAUGCAGGACAAAAUGGAGAAGUUGUUUAUUCGUUCAGCGGGAUGGGUCGUGGGAAACAAACACACGUGUUUGAAAUAGAUAAAAUAACAGGAACAGUGACAAACAAGAAGAAUGUGGACUUUGAAGAGAACACUGCUUUCGAGAUUCGAGUGCAAGCGAGUGACAGCGGCACGCCACCUCUCACGUCACAUGCUAAAUUACUGUUUGAAGUUUUAGAUGUGAACGACAACGCUCCUGAAAUUACAGUUACCUCCUUGUUAGGUACAGUGAAAGAGGAUGCGCCCAUCGGCACCGCAAUUGCUCUAGUCUCGGUAUUUGACAGAGACAGUGGUAAAAAUGCCGUGGUUAAUUGUGAAAUCGCUAAUGAUGUCCCUUUCAAAUUAGAGUCAAAUUAUAAGAAUUAUUAUUCUUUAGUUGUGGGAGGACGUCUAGACAGAGAAAACGCGCCUCAUUACAAUAUCAGCAUCACUGCUAGAGAUGAGGGCAGCCCACCUCUCUGCAGCAACAGCAUGAUUCUUGUACACGUGUCUGAUGUAAAUGAUAACACACCUAUUUUUACAGAGAGCACAAUAAACAUAUUUAUGAAAGAAAACAAUCCAACAGGAGAAGUUAUGAAAAAAGUGUCCGCACUUGAUGCAGACACUGUUGAAAAUGGCCAGAUAAGCUACUCACUUUUAACUGAAAAUAGUAACAAGUUGCCACUCAGAUCAUUGAUAAACAUAAAUUUAGAGACUGGGGAGGUAAUCUGUUUGCAGUCCUUCAACUAUGAGGAAUUAAAAACAUUUCAGUUUAAAGUUCAGGCUACAGAUGCUGGUGUUCCUCCACUCAACAGCAACGUGACUGUUAAUGUUUUUAUCUUGGAUGAAAAUGAUAAUAAUCCAACUAUUUUAGCUCCUUAUUCUGAGCACGGCUCUGUUAACAGUGAGACCAUCCCUUAUUCAGCUGAAUCUGGAUACUUUGUAGCAAAGAUCAGGGCUGUGGACGCAGAUUCUGGAUACAACGCGCUGCUUUCUUAUCACCUGUCGGAGCCCAAAGGAAACAACCUGUUCAGGAUCGGAACCAGCACUGGAGAAAUCAGGACUAAGAGGAGAAUGAGCGACAAUGACCUGAAAACUCAUCACUUGUUGGUGUUAGUUUCUGAUAAUGGAGAGCCUUCUCUGUCAGCCACUGUUUCUAUUGAUGUGAUGGUGGUUGAAAGCACAGCUGAUGUCCAGACUCAGUUCAGACAUGUGCCUAUAAAGGAGGACAACUUCUCUGAUUUGAACUUGUAUCUACUGAUCGCCAUCGUGUCAGUGUCUGUGAUCUUUCUGCUGAGUCUCAUCAGUUUAAUAGCUGUCAGAUGCCACAGGACAGACAGUGAUUUCAGCAGGUACAGCGCCCCCAUGAUCACCACCCACCCUGACGGGAGCUGGUCUUACUCUAAAGCUACUCAGCAGUAUGACGUGUGUUUCAGCUCAGACACACUGAAGAGUGACGUAGUGGUUUUCCCCGCACCGUUUCCACCUGUAGAUGCUGAACUGAUCAGUAUCAACGGAACAGACACUUUUACCAGAACUCAGACUUUACCAAACACAGACAAGGUAAGAUUAAAUUUUCAGCCAUGUUGUCGUUUGGCGCUCUAUGACCAUGUUAGGUUGUUGAUUGCUCUCCGCUACACUUGA
Xiphophorus maculatus (southern platyfish) is the source of this 2598-nucleotide messenger RNA. Its product is annotated as protocadherin alpha-10-like. Gene Ontology annotation, molecular function: calcium ion binding. The record is from RefSeq and is a predicted model, not a curated record. The transcript has a single exon. Gene Ontology annotation, cellular component: plasma membrane. Bases 145 to 2598 code for a protein of 817 amino acids. Gene Ontology annotation, biological process: homophilic cell-cell adhesion. NCBI's taxonomy places the organism in Eukaryota, Metazoa, Chordata, Actinopteri, Cyprinodontiformes, Poeciliidae.